AUGAGGAAGUGUCCAAAUCAUGGGAUCACUAUUGGAAAUCAAGUACAGUAUUUCUACACGGGACUUUCAUCAUUAUCCAAAUCUCAAGUGGAUUCCUCUGCAGGCGGAUCGAUCAUAGGGAAAUCAGUGCAACAUUGUAUGGAUCUCUUUGAGUUGAUUGCUACUACUCAUUCCAUGUUUUCAUCAGAAAGAGUGGUGCCUCCAAAAACAGCGGGAAUAUACGAAGUAGACAGCUCAGCGUUGACCAACGCCCAAAUAGCAGCAUUGACAAAACAAGUGGAGUUAUUGGUGAAGUCACAAACAAAAGGAGCACAUGCAGUGAUAGCCGGUCCAUCAUGUGAGAACUGCGGAGCUAAUCAUCUAAUAGAAAAUUGCACAUUUUUAGGCUUUCCAGAGGAACAAAUCAACUUCAUUCAAAAUGGCUCUCGAAAUUUUAAUCCCUUUUCACAGACAUUUAACCCAGGAUGGAGACAACACCCAAACUUCAGAUGGUCGGAUAAUCAGCAAGGGAGCAGUUCAAACAAUAACCAGCCAGAGAAAAGACCAAAUUUGGGGGAGAUGUUCAACCAGUACAUGCAGAAGACAGAUAAGGUAUUCCAACAGAUUGACACUAACUUUCAGAAUCAGCAAGCAUCUAUUAAGAAGCUGGAAACUCAAAUUGGUCAGAUAGCUCAACAGCUUGUAGAACGCCCACAAGGGACUUUGCCAGGCAACACAAUGGUCAAUCCAAAAGAGCAAGUGCAAGCUAUUACAACUAGAUGUGGAGUGCAACUUCCAGAGAUACAUGUGAAGAGACCAGAUAGAAAAGGCAGAGAAAUAAUGGAUGAAGAGGUUGGGACAAAAGCAGAGUCUGAACAACCAACUAACGAGGAGGAUAAAAGGAAAGAAACAUCCACGGUGAGAGCACCCACCCCCGUGAAAGCUUAUGUGCCACCAAUUCCCUUCCCUCAAAGGUUACAGAGAAAGAAGUUGGACAAAUAA
Messenger RNA from Olea europaea var. sylvestris, 981 nucleotides. RefSeq lists its product as uncharacterized. The transcript has a single exon. Bases 1 to 981 code for a protein of 326 amino acids. NCBI's taxonomy places the organism in Eukaryota, Viridiplantae, Streptophyta, Magnoliopsida, Lamiales, Oleaceae. The record is from RefSeq and is a predicted model, not a curated record.